Molecule: messenger RNA, 678 nt
Organism: Acomys russatus (golden spiny mouse)
Lineage: Eukaryota; Metazoa; Chordata; Mammalia; Rodentia; Muridae
Gene: Tomm22
Product: translocase of outer mitochondrial membrane 22
Exons: 4
Coding region: 49-477 (142 amino acids)
Biological process (GO): intracellular protein transport
Cellular component (GO): mitochondrial outer membrane
Source: RefSeq, a predicted model, not a curated record
GGCAGGCCGCUCUCACCGGCUCCCUUCCGCUUCCGGUGUCCUACAGCCAUGGCCGCCGCCGUAGCUGCAGCUGGCGCUGGGGAGCCGCUGUCUCCCGACGAAUUGCUCCCGAAAGCCGAGGCGGAGAAGGCCGAGGAGGAGCUGGAAGAGGACGACGACGACGAGCUAGAUGAGACCCUGUCGGAGAGACUCUGGGGUCUGACGGAGAUGUUUCCAGAGAGGAUCCGGUCUGCCGCCGGAGCCACCUUUGAUCUCUCGCUCUUCGUGGCUCAGAAGAUGUACAGAUUCUCCAGGGCAGCUUUGUGGAUCGGGACCACUUCCUUCAUGAUCCUGGUUCUUCCUGUUGUCUUUGAGACCGAAAAGUUGCAAAUGGAGCAACAACAGCAACUACAGCAACGGCAGAUACUUUUAGGGCCUAACACUGGGCUGUCAGGAGGAAUGCCAGGGGCGCUACCUCCACUUCCUGGAAAGAUCUAGAUUGUUACUUCUGUGUUUGUCCUGGUGGGAGAACUUUGAAAUUCAGUUGUGUUUGAACUGCUGAUUGUUUGAACUUUUUAAUUCUUUUUUUUUUUUUUUACUUUGGCACAUCAAUACAUUUAAACCUGGUGGGAACUUUCUCCAUUUCUCAUGGAGAAACCCCAGUUGCACCUGUGCCCUUCAUAAUGCCCUCACUUAUUU